GAACAGAUUUAAAACAUGAGAAUGAAUCACAGCAAGUGACAAUGCAAUAGGUUUAUCAGAACAGUAUAAAUUAUGGUAGCACUAGACCAGAUCUCUCUGAGGAGACCAGUCAGGUUCAUGGGGAAAGGGACCCAGAUUCUGCACUUUAAUGAGGCAAGAUUUCACUACGUGAAGAAGGCCGCUCUCGCCUCUGCACUCCCAAGAUGACCAAGAAAAGAAGGAACAAAGGUCAUGCCGAAAAGGGCCACGGCCACGUGCAGCCUACUCGCUGCACCAGCUGUGCCCGGCGCGUGCCCAAGGAUAGGGCCACUAAGAAGUUCCUCAUUAGGAACAUCGUAGAGGCUGCAGCCAUCAGGGACAUUUCUGAAGCGAGUGUUUUUGACGCCCAUGUGCUUCCCAAGCUGUGUGUGAAACUACAUUACUGCCUGAGUUGUGCCAUUCACAGCAAGGUAGUCAGGAAUCACUCUUGGGAAGCCCAGAAGGAUUGAACACCUGCACCC
Molecule: messenger RNA, 500 nt
Organism: Capra hircus (goat)
Lineage: Eukaryota; Metazoa; Chordata; Mammalia; Artiodactyla; Bovidae
Product: 40S ribosomal protein S26-like
Exons: 1
Coding region: 204-488 (94 amino acids)
Biological process (GO): translation
Cellular component (GO): ribosome; cytosolic small ribosomal subunit
Molecular function (GO): structural constituent of ribosome; mRNA binding
Source: RefSeq, a predicted model, not a curated record